AUGCAAUCUAAUAGUAAUAAUAAUAAUAAAAAUGAUAAUAUAUUUGUCAAUUUACCAUUGUUAUUAAUAGGUAACAUAGUAAAUAGAAUCAAGAAUAUAGAUAAAAUAUGUUUUGCUUUUGUUUGUAAGAGAUUCUUUGAUUGCAGAGAGAAAUACUUGUUGUUUGAUUCGAAUACAAUCUGUAUUAAACAUGAACAUCUCUAUCUCAAUUCUUUUAAAUCAAUCUACGAGAAUUCUUUACAAUCAAAAGAUAAUUGUAUUCUCUAUUUUUGUUUGUUAGAUUAUUUUACCUUUGAUUAUGAUAUGAAUGACUUUGAUAAAGAUGAAUCAAUCAAAUCAAAUGUAUCAACUUUAAUAUUAGGUCAUCAUGGUGAAGCACCUCGAAUCUAUAAGGUGUUACAAGAUUCCAAUGUUACAACGUUCAAAAAUUGUGAGACAUUACAAUAUCCACUACCACCGAAACUAAAGAAACUCAGAUUUGGAGAUGUUUUCAAUGAUAAUUUACAUCGUGGAUCUCUUCCUGAUGGUAUAGAAGUUAUAAAGUCGCUAUGUUUUACUAGAUCAAUUGAACCAGGUGUUCUACCAGUGUCAUUGAAGAAGCUAUCAUUUGGACAAUCCUAUACAGCUCCUUUGGUUCCAGGAUCGUUGCCACCCAAACUUGAAGAAUUAAAAUUCGCUUCUGCACCUAUUUCAACCAAUAUAUUACCACACACUCUUCGAGCAUUGAAGUUUGUACCGAUAUCAUGGACUCCAUUCAUUAAAGAACUUCCAAACUUGGAAGUAUUGCAUUUCGAUGAUUCAGAUAAUGUCGAUGAAGAUGUCAUGCAAGUAGAUCUCAGUGAAAUACCGAAAUCAGUAACCGAUUUGGCGUUUUUCUCUGAUUACACAUUGACAUCAGCACUUCCUUUGACCAUCAAAUCGUUUACAAUUGAUAGUAAGACAUCGUUCUACUUCAACGAGCUAUUACCUCCCACUGUUAAUUAUCAAUUGGAUUCAAUGGUAUUAACGAUGAAUAUAUUUUCUCUGCCAAGUAACGUCAAGGUGAAGAAGAUGACCAUUGUAACAUACUCAUUAAAGUUGGUUGCUGGACAAAUCAAAGAAGCAAAUGGAAUCGAGUCAUUGGACAUCAGUCGUUGUAGGGUUUACGAUUUCAAAGAAGGAUUUCUACCUUCGACUGUUAAGGAAUUGAAAAUCAGUAUCUGUAGCUUUGAAAGAGAAAUAACACUUCCGGAAACACUUGAAACCAUGAUAUUGGUCAACAGUAACCGAUCCAAUGCAAACAAGUUGAUCAUUCCACGAUCGGUCACAACAGUAGUUGUAGAAUCGGAUUUAAGUGACCUAAGUCUUGAUAUGAUACCACCGACAGUCAAUCAAAUUUUCAUCACCAAAAAAUACCACCACAGCGAGCAUUGUGAAAUUCGAAAGUUGGACAAUGAUCACUACCUUGUUUUUGGUAAACCUGGAGAACUCAAUUUCAUUGGCACUCUAUUUCAUCGAUCUUUAUUACCAAAUAUAUCUAAAUUAAUAUCUUAA
Molecule: messenger RNA, 1533 nt
Organism: Heterostelium album PN500
Lineage: Eukaryota; Evosea; Eumycetozoa; Acytosteliales; Acytosteliaceae
Product: FNIP repeat-containing protein
Exons: 2
Coding region: 1-1533 (510 amino acids)
Source: RefSeq, a predicted model, not a curated record